Oncorhynchus masou masou (cherry salmon) is the source of this 4099-nucleotide messenger RNA. Its product is annotated as 2-aminoethanethiol dioxygenase-like. Gene Ontology annotation, molecular function: oxidoreductase activity, acting on single donors with incorporation of molecular oxygen, incorporation of two atoms of oxygen. Bases 292 to 1050 code for a protein of 252 amino acids. NCBI's taxonomy places the organism in Eukaryota, Metazoa, Chordata, Actinopteri, Salmoniformes, Salmonidae. Gene Ontology annotation, cellular component: mitochondrion. The record is from RefSeq and is a predicted model, not a curated record. The transcript has a single exon.
CGAACUUGAAGCGUUUUCCUUUGCGGACGUGUGUGAAAGAUAUCCGUAAAUGGGGAGUUGGAGAGAAAUUGGAUGUUGUUUCAUACAGAGUACCCCUCACUUAAAAUUGUAUUCGACUUUCUAUUUUUAUGUGAAGUUGGAAUAUAUAUUUCACCAGGUGUAAUCAAUCAUUCUCACCGAGAGAGGGACAGGCUGGAUCAACGGCAGCUGUGCUUGAAGCCCAGCCUGCAAAACGCUAGCUAGCAAGCGCGAGGCUAGUGUGGAAUUACAGAACAGUACUUCACGGGCUUAAUGAUGCCUCGCGACAACAUGACCUCCCUCGUUCAGAAAAUUGGUAGACAGGCGCUUGUAACUUUUAGAAACCCAUCUUUGGUAGGUGAUAAAGCGUUUCUGGAUAAUCAAGGUAAACUCCAAACCCUCAUGACCGAAAUCAGAGCUGCGGAUCUGAAGAUUGCUCCAAGGAAAGUUGACUGCGCGUCUACAGCUCUGCCACACAACCCCCCGGUCACAUACAUGCACAUAUGCGAGACAGACCAAUUCAGCAUGGGGGUGUUUCUGCUGAAGAGCGGUGCUUCCAUCCCCUUGCACGACCACCCGGGAAUGUACGGCAUGUUAAAAGUUAUGUAUGGCAAGGUCAGGAUCACCUGUUUUGACAGGUUGGACAAAUCAACCAACGUGGCCAGUGACAUGCAAUUCAAGCCUCCCCUGCUACCUUUCCAGAGAGAUACGCUGAGGAGGUCAAUACUCCGGUCGGUCGGUGAGUUUACAGAAGAGAGUGGCCCGUGUAUGUUGACCCCUGACCGAGACAACCUUCAUCAAAUCGACGCAGUCGAUGGACCCACUGCUUUCCUCGAUAUUCUGGCACCACCAUAUGAUCCAGAUGACGGUAGAGACUGUCAUUAUUACAAAGUUCUGGAGUCUGCCUCGGACUCGGAGGACAAAAAGGCUGAGGCUCAGGGGCAAAAGGAAGUUUGGCUCAUGGAAGUACCGCAACCUUCUGAUUUUUGGUGUGGUGGUGAACCUUACCCCGGCCCUGAAGUCAAUAUCUGAACGCUGAAUUGAUGUGAACCAUUGAUUCUCAGGGCUGUGUCACAACAUGGUAUAAAUGUAUGAUGGUCAUAAUUCCUACAAUGAUGGAUUAUUAUGGAAUGGAUAUAUCACUGUCACUGUGGUGUGUAAUAGGAAAACAUGUUGUGUGAACUAAAAGCACUUAUACUUAUACUACUAUCGUCUCUUCAGUUUGGGGGUUGGCCAGUCACAAUGCAUUUAGCCUGUAAUGAAAGUAGUUACUCAGUUGAUAAAUUGUGAUCUUUGUACAUCAUCUCUAAUGUAUUUGAAAUUACACCAAGUUUAUCAUGUCUUGAAAUGAACUGAAACCAUACAUUAAACAUAACAUUUCUAAGAAGAACAAGAUUGAGGGACUCAAGAAUUCACUAAAUGGGGUAAUUUUUUUUUGAAAUUUUACUAGGCAGGUCAGUUAAGAACAAAUUCUUAUUUUCAAUGACAGCCUAGGAACAGUGGGUUAACUGCCUGUUCAGGGGCAGAACAACAGAUUUGUACCUUGUCAGCUCGGGGAUUCGAACUUGCAACCUUUCGGCUACUAGUCCAACGCUCUAACCACUAGGCUACCCUGCCGCCCCAAAUCAUGCUGUAAUACACAAUUAAUUGGUAUAUACAACCUGAAACUAAUGCCUGAAGAAUCGUGCAAGUGUUCCUUACAAGCCAGAAUGUUGAAUCAAAUAACAUUUAAAAUUACUCUACCAGUUGUCUGUGGUUUAUUCUUUGGCUGCUCUAAAUUUGAAACAAAAUAUCCGAAGGCAAAUUUUGUUUACCCAACUUGUUAAAGAGCUGAAAGGUAUAUUGUUCAGUUCCAGGCACUGAGAUAAAAAUAGUUUAUAUUGAAUUUUACAUUUUAUUUAGUCAACAGCUGUUGAACCAAGCCUGCCAUGAUAAUGAACAUUAUAUUCUGAAUCAGGAGGAUGGAGAACAAUCCACACCUUUGUGAGAUUUUUAUUAAUUUAUAUUCAGAUUUCAAGCCUUCAACAACAAAAAUACAGUGUGCAAUGUCCUCCUCUGAUUCAUAAUAUACAAUUUUCAUUGCAUAACUUUACCUCUAUGCCAAACUGAACCAUAUACCAACAGGCUCUCUAAAAAGAUUGGUUAAGCAACUGAAAGACAAACCUAACAGACAAGCAGUAGAGUAAGUUUAAAUGUAAUUUUUUUAAACAUUCUGGCUUCUAUGGAACAUUUACAUGAUUUUGAAGUCAUUACUUUCAGGUUGUAUACAUCAAUUGUGUAUUACAGCCUGAAUUAAUAAGACUUUACAAAUGAAAAAAGUCAUUUACUAUAGGUAUGUUUUGAUUGGAUCAAACUACAUUCUUUGAGAUAGUCCCAUGGGACUUGGGUUACUGAAUAAUUAUCUUAAACAUUGCUUAGUUAAUCGAACUUCACCAAUUAAACUUAAUCCCCAUAAUAACUUUGUUUGCUUCAUCAAUUUGGGAAUUUAGCUCAUAUUUGGCAGAGUGCUAUUGAGUUCAUUGCUUGCGGCUUAGGGGCCUCUUGUGGACAUACUGAGUAUUACCUGAGAAGGACAAUGUGACUAGUAGAAUACUGUAUUCAGUAUAGGCCUCCCUUGACCUAAACUCGGCAAAAAAAGAAACGUCCCUAUUUCAGGACCCUGUCUUUCAAAAAAUAAUUCAUAAAAAUCCAAAUAACUUCACAGAUCUUCAUUGUAAAGGGUUUAAACACUGUUUCCCAUGCUUGUUCUUGAACCACACACAAUUAAUGAACAUGCAACUGUGGAAUGGUCGUUAAGACACAAACAGCUUACAGAUGGUAGGCAAUGAAGGUCACAGUUAUAAAAACUUAGGACACUAAAAAGGCUUUUCUACUGACUGAAAAACACCAAAAUAAAGAUGGCCAGGAUCCCUGUUCAUCUGUGUGAACGUGCCUUAGGCAUGCUGCACGGAAGGAUGAGGACUGCAGAUGUGGUCACGGCAAUAUAUUGCAAUGUCCGUACUGUGAGACGCCUAAGAUAGCGCUGCAGGGAGACAGGACGGACAGCUGAUCAUCCUCAAAGUGGCAGACCACGUGUAACAACACCUGCACAGGAUCGGUACAUCCGAACAUCACACCUGCGGUACAGGUACAGGAUGGCAACAACAACUGCCCGAGUUACACCAGGAACGCACAAUCACUCCCAUCAGUGCUCAGACUGUCCGCAAUAGGUUGAGAGAGGCUAGACUGAGGGCUUGUAGGCCUGUUGUAAGGCAGGACCUCACCAGACAUCACCAGCAACAACGUCACCUAUGGGCACAAACCCACCGUCACUGGACCAGACAGGACUGGCAAAAAGUGCUAUUUGACGAGUCGCGGUUUUGUCUCACCAGGGGUGAUGGUCAGAUUCGCGUUUAUCGUUGAAGGAAUGAGCGUUACACCGAAGCCUGUAAUCUGGAGCGGGAUCGAGGUGGAGGGUCCGUCAUGGUCUGGGGCAGUGUGUCACAGCAUCAUCGGACUGCCUGCAAUGACAACAAGCUAUCUCAACGUUGUGCAUUACAGGGAAGACAUCCUCCUCCCUCAUGUGGUACCCUCCCUGCAGGCUCAUCCUGACAUGACCCUCCAGCAUGACAAUGCCACCAGCCAUACUGCUCAUUCUGUGCGUGAUUUCCUGCAAGACAGGAAUGUCAGUGUUCUGCCAUGGCCAGCGAAAAGCCCGGAUCUCAAUCCCUUUGAGCACGUCUUGGACCUGUUGGAUCGGAGAGUGAGGGCUAGGGCCAUUCCCCUAAGAAAUGUCCGGGAACUUGCAGGUGCCUUGGUGGAAGAGCGGGGUAACAUCUCACAGCAAGAACGGGCAAAUCUGGUGCAGUCCAUGAGGAGAAAUGCACUGCAGUACUUAAUGCAGCUGGUGGCCACACCAGAUACUGACUGUUACCCCCCCCCUUUGUGACCCCGCUUUGUUCAGGGACACAUUUUUCCAUUUUUGUUAGUCACAUGUCUGUGAAUCUUGUUCAGUUUAUGUCUCAGUUUUUGAAUCUUGUUUAUGUUCAUACAAAUAUUUACACAUGUUAAGUUUGCUGAAAAUAAACACAUUUGACAGUGA